This is a messenger RNA of Anopheles coustani, 4053 nucleotides long. RefSeq names its product erythroid differentiation-related factor 1. Lineage: Eukaryota; Metazoa; Arthropoda; Insecta; Diptera; Culicidae. Bases 1 to 3933 code for a protein of 1310 amino acids. The record is from RefSeq and is a predicted model, not a curated record. Gene Ontology annotation, biological process: positive regulation of DNA-templated transcription. The transcript has 4 exons.
AUGGACGAUAUCGAUAUCGCACUGUGCCCGGUUACGGCAGUAUCGGACCGGCACGCAGAUAUGGAGGUAAAAUCGAAUGCCAUCGUACGGUUUUCCAUCGUUCAAAGUGCGGUCCCGUUCGGUCGGUUAAAGUGUAACACCAAUCUCAACAUGCCACCGUCGAACUGGCUCAGCAAUUCGGCCAACUCGUACGGCUUGGGACAGUUCCUAUCGCAUCAGGCCGGAUUCAGCAGCUUUCGGAUGGCGAACAUGUUCCCGGACUGUGUAGGCGGGGUGGAUGUGGUGUCGGAUGCGGAAAAUAUCAAACGAUUGCUCAAGCUGCCGUACUCGCCCAAGAGCGUCAUAUCGAUGAUUGUGCAUCGAAUCGAAAAUACGCUGCUGAUUGACGAGUUCGAUGUGGCCAAAUACUUGCUGCGCCAGGAGGAGAGCGAGUGGCAGUGGUUACGAUCGUUUAUCUACGAAAACAUUCUUAAAAGUCUGAGUGACAAUGAGCGGAAGCUGUUCCUCCACCCGAAAACACGUGAAGCGUUCCAGCAGAAGUAUCUUACGUCCAAGUUUCUCUACCACAGUUUGCAGUCGGGCGAAAAGGAUGAGGCAACGGACGAGCUGACCUAUAACGGGCCGAACGAUUGUGCACCGUACAAACCGUUACCCCUGGCCGGUCCGGUUCUACCGGAGCCGUCGAAAGAGGAAAAUCUUCCCGAUGCGCAGCAGACGAACCACGUGUUUAAUAGGAACGUUAUUUGGACAUUCGAAGACAUCCGCAUGCUGAUCGGCACAGAUAUGCCCAUCUUUGGCGGAGCAAAUAGACCUUGCAUAAGCCUUCGGUUGCGCGACGAAACGAAACCGAUCAACGUGCUCACCGGUAUCGACUACUGGCUGGACAACCUGAUGUCCAACGUGCCAGAGGUGGUCAUGUGCUACCAUCUGGACGGUAUCGUUCAGCGGUAUGGGCUGAUAAAGACGGAAGAUUUGCCACGGCUGGAAAAUUCCGAAUUCUCACCACAACUCAUCCGCAACGUAGCCCAAAACAUACUGGCCUUUCUGAAGGCGAACGUCACGAAGGCGGGUCACACGUACUGGCUGUUUAAGGCUCGGAAUGACGAUGUGGUUAAACUGUACGAUCUGACCACACUGUGCAAGGCACACGGUGGCACUACCGAUGGAGACGAUGACGAUAACGAAGAGCUACCGCCCGAGGAACCGGAUGACGAGGAUGGUGUAACCGGUGACGGGACACCAAAGUUGCCCGCCACCGGUGGGUCUCCAAACGGACAGAAUCCAUUCACCGUGCCAGUGGCGAUGUUACUCUAUACGGUGGCGAGAAACAUGAAAAACUCCAUCGAAGGUGGAAACCUGUCGGCCUCUAAGGCUGGUGCAAUCCGAACCUUGCUCAAUAAUUGCAUCAAACUGUUGCCGAAGGAAAAGUAUCCACAAAUCGUUACCUCGUCACACUAUAUCCUCUCGGAUUUGCACAUUCCUGCCGAUACCGAUCCAGGAUCCCCCAAAUUUAAUAACGCCGUUGAUGAAGAGGAUGAUGAAUCGGCUUAUUUGUUCGGAGAACGCAUCUCGACGCCCUCAGAAAAUGACCCCGACACCGAAGACGAUGGUCACGGGUCGAAGGAGAACAUUACGACCAACGGGGACGAUGGUGGUAACGGAUGCAACGGAAAACUGGAAGCUGCCAUCAAGAGCAUCCAGGACACACUGAAAGAGUACAAGGCAGACGAGCGUUUCGGCAAACACAAUUCCCGCCCGGAGCCACUAGUGUGCGACACGGCGGAACGGUGUCACACCGCACUGCAGCACAUUGUGGAUGGGUUGCAGUGUCUGCAGUACUUCGACAGCUACGAGGAGCAAAAGCAGAAGGAGAAGGAAAAGGAAGCCGAACGGCGCAAGAUUAUCCACGAAGAGAUGCACCAGAAUAUGGCCAAAUCGGACAGUGCGAUCCCGUUACCGUACGAACCGAUCGGUGGGGAGCCGCGUCCGGUCGAUCCCGAUCGGGUCAUUCCGAUGGGCUGGAAGGGAAAGGAUGUGGGGGAGAAUCGGAACAGUGGGCUAGAGGAGGAAAAAUCUAACCAUGCCAAGGGUGGUAAGAAACGUUCGAAGCGAAAGGAACGGAACCACGGGAAGGCGGGAAAAGAAGAUCAGCCCAAUGCGCCACACGUUGCCGAAAUAGACCCGCGAGCACUCCUACUGAAGGGACAAAUUGGUGUGAUAAAAUCGUGGAACGUACAUCUCAAGAUUCUACUUUUCGAGAAAGCGUGUCUUGUGUACGCGACCAUGGCCGAGCAGCACUAUGCCCAGCAGCGGUACGGUACUACCCUGCACCAUCUCUACUCUGCCAUCCGGUGCCAGCAGGUAGUGACAAAGUACAUCUCCUCCGUCUCAUCGCAGCGCAGUCUGCUGCUUGGCCGAGCGGGCGAUUGCUUUUUCCAGCUGGCCAAACAGUGGGACCAUAUUGGGCAGUAUAUGGAGCAGUUCCGGGACGUGCACCGGCUUGACCAGCUGAUCAUGGACGAGCUGGUAAAGGACAUUGGCACCGAGGUGGAAAACACUCUCCCUGUUCCGACGGAAAACGUCGAGCAGCUGAUGGUUACCAGCUGCGGAUGUUAUGAGACAGCCAUCGCUUGCGCGUCAAAAGAUUCGCAGGAUGAGCUACGGCGUCGGUUGGGAAGCGUUCGAAACGAGCUGGGGGUAAAGUAUAUGCACUGGGCGCAAGAGGAGUACCACAAGUACUGGGAGGGCGAGCCAGAAGCACAGACUGAUGGGGAGAGCGGAACAAAGGAGAAUCCUCCCGGCGGAGAGCCAUUGUAUCAGCUUUUGGCGAAGAAAUCGUAUGAUUCGUUACAGAAAGGUGUGACGCUGUUUGAAGCGGUUAACGACACCACAAAUUUUGCGUUUCUACUCUGCAACAUGGGACGCUUUAUGCGAUUCCGAGCGCAUAUCCACUUGGUCGGCGAAAGUCCUAAUAAUGUGAACAUACAGAAAAAAUUCUACCACGAAGCGUUCACCUACUAUCAGCGGGCUCUCGGGACGCUUGGGUCGCGCAAGGAACAUCCGGAUCUCUGGUCGCUCGUCACGUGGGAGCUUUCCACUGCCACCUUUAAUCUGGCCAAGCAACUGCAGGAUCACAACGUGAUCAGCCCGGACGGGCAGGGCCACCAAUCGCAGGAGGAGGUCGAACAGGAGGUGGUGGAAAUGUUGCAGCGGGCGCUCAAGUUGUGCGAUCAGGACAACAGUGGACCGAAGCAAGUUCUUUACUCAUUCCGUGCCGCCCUUAUUCAUCAUCGGAUCGCCUCGUACUACCACAUGUCCUAUCGCUCGGCCGCCGACGAACACCGGAGAAAAACGAUCCUGCAGCUAACGAAACUGCACUACGAGAAGGCUGCCAAAACAUUCGAAAGUCUCGCCGAGCCGCAGGAAUUCCUUCAGAUCCAGAUGGAACGGAUUGCGCUGCAGGAGUACCAGUGCGAACAGGCACCAACGACGGCCGCCAAAACGCGCCAUCUGCUGGCCGCCCUGGACAUGUGCAAACAGGCGCAUCCACUGAUCGAGCAACUGGCCUCGACCAAAGGGCAGGGUAUGGACGAAACGCCAAGCGUCCCUGGCGCUGACGGAAGCGGUGGCUUCGGAGAGAUACAAAAACUACUGGAACUGUUCGAAAAACGACUGCAGGUGAUGCUUCGUACGCUCACCAAGCUGGCGCUGAUGGUGGCGGGUGGCAAGAAGGACACCAAUGACCGCACGACCGAUCGAACCGCUACCCACUACAAGACGCUGUUUGCUGUGGCCCUGCAGAAGCGUCCGGCCAAAAACGCGGAAGAUAUCGCACGGGACGGUGCUGAGGUGAUUAGAGAAUAUGCCUUACAUUUAUCGUGUAUUUUACGGAAAAUUUGUGACCUUGAUCGCGCUUACCUUGAGACGCGAUGAAAAUGGUUGUACUACUGCCAAGAAGGGUCAGUUAAUGCUGGGGAAGGAAGGUAUGCUGAAUACAGUCAGUUCGUUGCGGGAUCUUCACUUUUGUUUUCUAAAAUAAACCUAUGAAACCUA